AUGUUGAAAGUAUAUAAUUUAACCAUUAAAGUAAAUAAAAAAUGUGAAUUUCAUUUUGUUAAAAAUUUCUCAAUAAAAAAAGAGGAUACAUUAAAGGCUAUAAAAAUAAAUAAGGAAAUUUUAAAAAGUAACAAUGUUCUUGAAAUAAUAAAAAUAAUAAAAGAAAAUGAAAGAAAAACAAAUAUAAUUAAUCAUGUAACAUUUUUUCAUAGAUUAAUGCAAAUAAUAAAUAAAAACAGUAAAAUAUACUUACAAAAUAAAAAAUAUAUUGAUGCAGAAAUAGAAGAAAAAAUUAAAGUAUUUUUUAAAUAUUUAAAUAAUAAUAAAGAAUUAGAGAAAAUAAAUAACUAUAACAAACGUUUGUUUUCUUCUUUUAUAUGGUCUUUUAGUAAAUAUUUUUGCCUUUUAAAUGAAAAUAGGAAUUUAGAUAUACAUAGUAACUUAGACAAUUGCAAAAAUGAAAUCGAAAAUACAAAUAUUUUCCAAAAUAACCGAGAAAACAAAAAUAUAUGUAAAGGUAAUUAUAAUAGAUGCUAUAAAAAUAUAUGUGAAUAUAAUUCAUUUCUGAGGUAUUGUAAUAAAUGCAAUAAAAGUAAAUACAUUUCCAAUAAAUGUGUAUGUUGUAAAAAUUACAUAGAAAUAUAUAAAAAAAAACAAAAUACAUUUCUUAAAACGAAAUAUAAUGAAUUCAACAUAAAUAAAAAUUAUAUAUGUAAUAUUUCUGAUAUUAAUUUAUUGUAUCGAUAUGCAAAUAUAUAUUUAUCAUUUUUAAAUCCAUCUCGUUAUGUUAUAGUUAUUUGGUCAUUAAGUAAACUAAAUAAAGAUAAUAAGGAAACACAUGAAAAUUAUUGGAAAAGAAGCUUAAGUCUUAUUGCUUUAUUAAAAAAAGAAGAAGUUAUAAUUUUAUUACACUCCUAUUCUUAUGUUAACUUUUCAAAUUUCUACUUUUAUAUUAAAAUAAAAGAUUUUAUUAUAGAAAAAAAAAUACAUAUAAGAUUAAUUAAUGAAAAAAAUUAUGAAUCUAUAAUAAAUAUGUUGUUAGCAUAUUCUAAUCAAAAUAUUUUUUUUUCUGAUUUAUUCGAAAGUACAAUAAAUUAUAUUCUGAAAACAAAAAAUUUUUUUAAUUCAUUAAAAAAUAAAGAACUCUUAACAAUUUUAUUUUGUAUAUGCAAAUGUCCAUUUUUAUAUAUACAUAAUGAAAAUAAGUUUAAUAUGCUUAAAAAAAGUGCAUUCAGAAAAAAUAUCCUUUUAUAUGAAUUAUUAAAAAAAAAAAUCAUGAAAAGGUGUAAUAAACAUAAUUUUGUAGAAAAUGUCUCAAUUUACAAAAGCAUUUCUUCUGUUAAUAAAGAAACAACUGAAAUAAAAACUAGUAAUAUUUUCACUUUGGAAAAUUUGAUUAUAACUAUUUGGUCUUUAAGUCUUAAAUAUAUUUAUUCAGCAAAAUUGCUUUUAUAUAGUUUCAUUAAGAUGAAUAAUUUAAUAAAAAAUGAAAGUUUCAUUUAUAAUUAUUAUCAUAUAUUAACUAAUUUUUAUUUAUCUUUUUUAUCAUUUGUGCUAGAUGGUGAAACUCAGAUUAAUUUGUAUUUUAAUAGGGAAGAAAAAAAUUCUUUAAAUAUCUUAAAUGAAAAUAUGAACAUUUUUAUGAGGAAUUUUGAUAUAUUAAAAAAGUCGAUAAACAUGAGCCAACGAAAAAAUAACAUUGAAAUUUCUAAUAUGCAAAAAGAUAUUUUUUUUUUAGUAAAAAAUUUGGACUGGUCUAAAAAUGUAAUAACGAUAUUAGAACAUAAAAAUCCUUUGCAAAUAUCUAUAGAUAUUUUGUUAUUUAAAAAAAUAUAUUUCAAAAAUGAUUUCAAUAACGUUGAAAAAUUUGAGAUACAAAAAAUUAUAAAUAAUAAGAGAGAUAAAGAAUACAAAUGCAUGGAUAAUUUUGAAAACCCUAAUAUUAGUAAGAACAAAAGUAAUAGCAGUUGCAAUAUUGACUUUAGGAAAAAUAAGAAUAUAAAUAGCAUUCCUUUUUUUUUUUUUUUAAAUAUUAAAAAUUAUUUCUCAAUAGGUUUCCAUAAAAAAACCAAUAAGAAUGGGGAAACCUCUGAAAACUUACAUAAACAAGACAUUAUUGCAUAUUCACCAAAGAAAACAUAUUUAUGUAUGGAUGAUAAUAAGGAUAAUGAUAUAAUAAUUAAUCUAUAUAAGUAUAUUGAAAGAAUGAAAAAUUUUAAUUUGAAAAAUACUUCCAAUGAAUUAAAAGAAAUAUAUAAAGAUUUGAUCUCUUUUUUCAAUAUCUAUUUUAAAUAUAUUAGCAAAAAUGAUGUAAUAAGCUUUUUUUAUAAAUUUUCGUCUUUCUUUACAUUAUUUUAUAAUAUAAAAUAUGAUAUAAAUUUAAAUGAAUUAUUUAAAAUUUUUUCUUUUUAUCAUAAUUUUACUUUUUCCAAUUUUAAGAAAAAGGAGAAAAUUGUAUAUUUAUUUAUUGAUACAGCAUGGACAUAUUUCAGAUAUAUGAAGUAUAUAAUGUUUAUAUCAAAAGAAAUAAAUACUAAUAAAAUAUUAUUGAAAGAAUUAGGUGGGACUAAAUUAUAUUUAUAUGAGGAAUUAAAUAUAGUAAUGAAAGUGUUUAAUAUAAUAAAAAAAAAAAUAAUAGAAGAAAAUAUAAUAAAUGAAAUAUCCUCAAAAAAUAUGACUUUAUUAAUUUCAAUUUUUUUAUAUGUUAAAAACUCCGAUGAUAUAAUAAACUAUUUAAAAAGAAACAACUUUAAUAAUAUCGUAUUUUCUAUAAAAGAUAUUAUAUACAUAUUAAGUGCUUUAUCUAAAUGUGAAAACACAUUUGAUAUUGAGAAUUCUUUUUGUAAGAAAUUUAUUGAAAAUAUAGAAAAAUGCGGGGUAAAGGAUCUUGUAGAAUUUACUUAUUUAUGUGCAGAACUAAAAAUUAAUAAUAAAUUUAUAAGUAAUAGUAUAGUUAAUAAAAUUAAUUCUGAUGUUUACCUUAAAAUAGAAAUAGAAGAAAAGGAUUCUAAACAAAAUAUGAAAAGUAACCAUUUGGAUAAAAUAAUAGAUAAAUCUUCUAACUAUUGUACUCUCAAAUUUAUUUAUACUUUUCAACAGGAGCAGUUAGCCUUUUUUAUUAGAAAUUGUUAUAGAAUGCACUGUUUUGAUGUGAGAUUUUUUGAUUUAUUAUGUGAUAUAACGUUAAAAAAAUAUAAGGAGUUCAAUAUAGAAUGCUUAUGCAUUGUUUUACCAUGUUUUGCUCGUAUAUAUUGUCUUCAUAAAUCUGAAGACAGUUAUUUUGCAGAGAAAAAUGGAAAGAAAAAAAUGAAAAGAAAAAUAAAAGUCAAAAAUGAAUAUAAUGAUUUUUUAGAAAAAAAAAUAACCAAUUGCAAGUAUAAUGUACCACAAUCAUUAAAAAAAUUAAUAAAAUAUUCAGAAAAAAAAAUUAUAUCGAAUAAAAAUAUAAACUUUUAUAAUUUAUGUUAUUAUAUGGAAACUAUUACAUUACUGAAAAUUGAAAAUAAGAAAUUGUACAAUUUAUCUAUAGAAGAAACAUUAAAAAAAAUUCAAAAUUCUUCAUAUAAUGAAAAAGAAGUGAAGUUGCUUGGAAAAAUUUUAUGGUGUUUAUCUUAUUAUCAUAAAACAGAGUUUUUAUUUUCAAUUAAAAUAAUUAAUUUUAUUUUAGAAAAUAAGAUAUAUGAGAUUAUAAUACCUGAAAAUUUCAUAUCUAUUUUCUCUUAUUUUAUAAAAUCAAGGGUAUAUAAUAAAAAACUAUUUCAUAGUAUGGGUGAAACUAUUUUACUAAACAUUUCUUUAAAUGACUAUUUUUCGCUAGGUAAAAAGAAAAAGAAAUUUUUUAAGUUAAAUGUAAUUACUGAAUUAUAUGCUACAAUGUCUUGGGCAUAUGCUUUUACCUUUUAUGAUAAUAUGAACAUAACAAAGAAAGAAAAAGAAGAAAACAAAGCAAAUAUCAGUAAUGAUAUCAUUGAAAAUGAUUUAAAGUUUAUUGAAAGAAUCUACAUUCACAUUUUUAAUGAAAUAAAAAUUUUACAAAAUUUUCAAAAUAUUUCAUUUUUAUUAUUAGCUAGAUUUUUCUGGGGAAUUUCUAUUGUAAAUUUAAUAAAUCAAAAUUUUUUAAAUUUUUUAAAUGAAUAUAAAUGGAACGAUAUAAAAAUUGUUGAGCAAAAUGAUAUGCAUUUGCAUAUGAUAUUUAUAUUAUGGUUAAGAAUAAAAUAUGGUUAUCCAAAUUUGGAAAUUUCCAAGAAUUUUCUUCAAUUUAAAGAUAAAAUUAUCCUUCUUUUUGAAAAAAAAAAAAUUUCAAAAACAAAUACUAUUAAAAAUAAUAAUAUAUCUAAGUUUCAUCAACAGGUAUCUCAAAUCCUAGAUAGAUUCAAUGUAAAAUAUGAGAAUGAACACAUAACAGAAGAUUUUUUAUCUAUUGAUAUAAUAAUAAAAAAUGAAAACUUUCAAGAUAAAAUAGCUAUUGAGGUAGAUGGUCCAUCUCAUCAUUUAUUGCUUUUGGAUGAAAUUAGUAAUAGCAACUUACAGAAUAUAAAAAAGGAGUAUAUUAUAUGUGGAACCACUUAUUUUAAAAGUUGGUUAUUGCAGAAAAGUGGUUGGAUUGUUAUUCACAUCCCUUCGUAUAAAUGGAAUAAACUAAAUAACGAAGAUAAAAAUAAUUAUAUAAUUCGAAAAUUAUCAAGUUCUAGUAAAUAUAUGAAGGAUCAUUUUGAGAAAUAUACAUGA
This is a messenger RNA of Plasmodium relictum, 4728 nucleotides long. Its product is annotated as RAP protein, putative. NCBI's taxonomy places the organism in Eukaryota, Apicomplexa, Aconoidasida, Haemosporida, Plasmodiidae. The transcript has 2 exons. The coding region runs from base 1 to 4728 and encodes 1575 amino acids. The record is from RefSeq and is a predicted model, not a curated record.